This is a messenger RNA of Phytophthora nicotianae INRA-310, 783 nucleotides long. RefSeq lists its product as hypothetical. The record is from RefSeq and is a predicted model, not a curated record. NCBI's taxonomy places the organism in Eukaryota, Oomycota, Peronosporomycetes, Peronosporales, Peronosporaceae. The coding region runs from base 1 to 783 and encodes 260 amino acids. The transcript has a single exon.
AUGGCAUCAGUGUUCGUGGAAUGUGAAACAGAGAUUUUAAUGUGCUUUUACCACGUUAUCGCAAAAGUUCAUGAGCGAACGAGGUAUCUUCUACCCGGCAAGCGUAGCCUGAUCGUGGCUGACAUAUUUGAUAUGCAUUACGCAAGAAACGCCUCGGAAUUCCAUGCUAAAAAGACGUCUGCAGUGCGGCGGUGGUUUGCGGAACCAGAUGUCGAGCAAUUUGGAGAGUAUUUUCUGCAGCAGUGGCUGACGGGAACGUUUGUGAAAUGGCAGUACUUCCGUACGCCUGUUGGUUGGGACACUACAAACAAUCCCAUGGAAACGUUCAAUGCCAAGCUGAAGAAAAACUACACUUUGCAGGAGCGAAUGCUAAUGGGGUCUUUGCUUGGUCAACUUCAAGUGUGUUGUCGAAUGGAGAGCGUGUCGGGUGCUGAAUUCCAUGAAAAAUCUACCGCUAGUAGCAGGCUUCGACGGCGCGCGACAACGUUGCGCAGACAGCGACUGCUCGUAGAGACUCCAUCCUUCGACGGCUCCAGCAAUUUUGUACUUGUCGUUUCUAAAGCUACACCUGGAAUCUACGUGAAGCCGAAGAGGAAGUCGAUGGACACUGUGGAUGUGGCUGUGCAACUUGGUGCUAAUACGGCUAGAAUGGAACGAGAUGAACAGCGGGAGGAAGGAUGGUCGGUGGAUCUAACUACUCGCACCUGGGCGUGCAAAUACUUUUUCCACAAAAGGCCAGUGGGUACAUCUUCUCUUCGCCUUCUAGACAAGGUGUGGUACUGA